Messenger RNA from Closterium sp. NIES-67, 2565 nucleotides. The record is from the annotation of a GenBank genome assembly. NCBI's taxonomy places the organism in Eukaryota, Viridiplantae, Streptophyta, Zygnematophyceae, Desmidiales, Closteriaceae.
CCAUCACACAGCAUGGAAUGCAAGAGCGACUUCACUCAGCCCAUAGCACGGACUUACUUACACACUACAGAGGGUCGUCGUCACAGGUCGCUCAUGGUCUGCCUGGCCAGCAGGCACUUUGAGGUGCAGUCUGAAAGCGAAGAUAAUGUUGCAAGAUCCAGCACAGCAGGGAAAAACCUUCCCGAGAUAUUCUUUCCUCGAGCAAGUAUCUGAGAUAGGGUCCCCUCCUCGAUUUGGGCUUGACUUGUGUCUCAUGCUUCACAGUUGCACAUGUGAAUGACGAGGUCUCCUCCUCCCCCAGUUAGUUCUUGAUUCUGCGUUCGUUUCACUCAUUCCUGCGACUAGACUUGCCAGUACUACUAGUGAGAUAGCUGUCUGGUUCGGAAGUUCAACUCGCAAUGCUCAUGUCUCCCCAGUCCCUGUGUCCUUUCGAAGGAACGGCUUCCGGCGGCGCAAUGAAGUCUCCAAGUAAAUCUCCUCCUACUUCUCAACUAACCGGAGACAGCUCUACGACGACGUCGCCAGAGUCGCAGCCUCUCGCGCGCCGUCGCUCACUGAAACUCGCGAGCCUGCGACUGCACAUCCCAGUGCACCACUCGUCGCCAGCAGCUCUCGAAAACCCCCCUCCGGAUUCUUCCGCUCUGGGAGUAGAAGUACAACUGCCACGCGAGGGCCCCCCUCGACGCGAGAGGCCCCCUCGACCUGAUCUCCCGGCGUUCGCCGCGGCGGAAUCGAUCGUAACGCUCAACUCGAAGCCGCUCGCCCCCACGACUUCUGCUGUCACCACGACAUCGAGUUCCUGCUGCAGUUAUUCCCCGGAUUCCAACAGUAGCAGCGGCAGUAGCAGCAGUAGCGGCAGCAGUAGCGGCAGCAGCGGCAGCAGUAGCGGCAGCAGCGGCAGUAGCGGCAAUAGCGGUUCGGUACUUCGCGCGUUUCCAGCCGCGUUCCCUCUCUCCCCGGCUACGCCCGCCACGUCAGCUUCUGCCGGGCCGCUCGUAUCGCCGCCGACGUGUCAUGCUGCUCACGGCAAAUGCCGCGGCUCCGCUAGAACGGUGCGCCCUGGUUGCGAAGCUACUAGCUCCCGCGGAGACGGCGGACAUUCCCCUUCCGCUCAGACUUCUCCCUCCCCAUCCGCCUCCCCCUCGGGCUGGCGCCCGCCGACCCCCGCGGUCGUGCGCAGCCCCAAUGCGGAGGUCGUUGCGGAGCGAUCGCGCGAUUCCCCCGACAUGGACCGCGUGUGGGUGAGGCUGGCGGAGCAGUUAGAGCGCGCGGAAGCCGGGAGGAAGGCGCGAGCGCACGCGUCCGGCGCUGGCUCCCCGCCACGGGGUCUUGAGCGCCGAUCAGCAGCGCCCGCGGUGGUGCUCCGCCGAGCAUUCUCCGCAACUUCCGCAGCCCUUCAGAUGCCCGCUUCGCCUGCGGGCGCGCGCGCACGUGGCGCAGCUCCGCCGCCCGCUCGCCGUUCCGCCACCCUCGAGUCCCUCCCCUGGUCGUCGAGGGUUUCCCCUGCAGGGUUCGGCGAGGCUGCACCUGCGCCAAAAGCCAGUGCACCCGCAAAUGCCCCCGCCCAAGAGAACACCUCCCCUUGCGCCUCCCCUUCCGCCUCCCCGUGCGACUCCCCCAAGUCUCCGUCGAAUACGAUUGGCCGACGGCUGAACGAGUGGUGGUACGGGCGGCGGCGCUUUCAGGUUGCGGAGUCCGCAGCGCAGAUAGACGGCGCACCCGCCAACGGCGCGUAUUGCCGCACUACGGGCUGCGGCUGCGGGCCGGCAGGAGCGGUUCAGCUUCGCGCGUGGUGUUGCGAGGAGGAAAGACGGAUUUCAGAGGAUACCGAUCACUUGCGCAGCGGCGGUACUAGCUGCGGCGACGGAGUUUCAGACGCGGACGUUGUUGCAAGACGCGCUUCUGCCUGCACGUCUCGGCCAGCUUGCGCGCACUACGCGGCGGCGACACAGCUGUUCAGCCGGAGGACACACGGGGAUUUCGCGCUCAAGCCUCCGCUCUCUCCGCAGAGUGUCGGAAAAUGCGGCGCUGGGGUUAUUGGCGGGGGGAGAAAAUCCUGCCUGCCAAAGUCCCCUCCCAGCUGUCUGGCGAAAGCAGCUGCCGAAAAGACCUGCAGUGGCGAAAACGGAAACACCGCAGGCGUGAGUGUUACAAGUGGGAUGCAAAGUUCGCGUGUGGCUAACCACCGUAGCAGUGACGAAACAGACACCACAACUGCACGUCUGGCGUUACGAAAGCACAGCACCUUGAGUCCUGUGUGUUCUCCCCAAGGCUCCCUCCCUCGAUAUAAGCUUGCCAGCUGCCUCUCUACAGGCAGUUCCCUCUCUGCUGUAAUGCCCCCAACUGGAUCUGGGGAAACAAUAAAGCCAGGGCAUGCGAGGCGUGUGUCAUUCUGCAAGGUCGUUCGUGUCCGCUUGAUCCUGGACUCGGAUGAAAUGGACGGGGAGGAUUCAGCUGAGACACAUGUGCAGCAUCCUGUGAGUCAGGGUGGCAGUAGCGUUGCUAAAUCCCUCACAUCCUCCCUAAUUUCAAAUUGACCAGUCUGCCGUUGUGUAUUCUGAUGUA